Molecule: messenger RNA, 1138 nt
Organism: Trachemys scripta elegans
Lineage: Eukaryota; Metazoa; Chordata; Testudines; Emydidae
Product: ras-related protein Rab-11A-like
Exons: 5
Coding region: 98-748 (216 amino acids)
Biological process (GO): exocytosis
Cellular component (GO): recycling endosome
Molecular function (GO): GTPase activity; GTP binding
Source: RefSeq, a predicted model, not a curated record
AGAGGGCUGAGAUCAGCUUUCCCAGAGUCUGGGGGCAGGGGGACCAGAGCCCAGGUGUGCACGGGGAGGACGCCUCACCUAGGGAGCGGGCGGCAGGAUGCGUGGCAAGGACGAUGAGUAUGAUUAUCUCUUCAAAGUGGUGCUGAUCGGGGACUCCGGCGUAGGGAAGAGCAACCUCCUCUCGCGCUUCACCCGCAACGAGUUCAACCUGGAAAGCAAGAGCACCAUCGGGGUGGAGUUCGCCACCCGGAGCAUCCAGGUGGACAACAAGACCGUGAAGGCUCAGAUCUGGGACACGGCGGGCCAAGAGCGUUACCGCGCCAUCACCUCGGCCUAUUACCGGGGGGCGGUGGGUGCCCUCCUGGUCUACGACAUCGCCAAGUACCUGACCUACGAGAACGCCGAGCGCUGGCUGAAGGAGCUGCAGGACCAUGCCGACGCCAACAUCGUCAUCAUGCUGGUGGGCAACAAGAGCGACCUGCGGCAUCUCCGUGCCGUGCCCACCGACGAGGCCAAGAGCUUUGCAGAGAAGAACGGCCUGUCCUUCAUCGAGACGUCUGCCCUGGACUCCACCAACGUGGAGACAGCCUUUCACAGCAGCCUGGCAGAAAUCUACCGCAUCGUGUCGCAGAGGCAGAUGACUGGCCAGCAGGAGCUGGAGUUUGGGUCCAGCACGGUCAUUGACCCUAUCAAAGUCCUGCCCACUCACCAGGAUGGGAAACAGGCUCCCUGCUGCCAGAACAUAUGAUCCUGAGGGGAAACACCAGAGGCAGACGGACCCCUGCCGUCGUCCCCCGCUGGGGCUGCUUCCCUGGGUGUGUGUGUGGGGGGUGUCGGAGCAUGUGUUGUAUAAGAUCCUGUCAUUUCCCUGUCUCUUGUUCCCUCCCGCAACCCAUGGACUAUUGUAUUUAAUGUAACUCCUACGUAAACCUAACUGGGCCACAGCUGUUUCCUUGGGGAGACAGGUGUUAUCGAUUUGAGAUCAUCAUUUCCUCUGGUAUCAUGUCCCUCUCUUCCCGCACACUAUUGGACGUAUGUUUAUAUAGGGCCUACUCUAAUGGGAGAAGACACAUUGUGGGGAUCUCCCCUUUGGCCCUGCCUCUCCUUUUAAAACAAACAAACAAACCAAAAACAAAAA